UUGCUGUCGUUCAACAUUGCUUCCACUGUAUUAUAAUACCACGAACAGUUGAAUGUGGAAUAUUGAGUAGGGAGGAAAUUUCACGACUGGUCAUAUCUGUUUGGGAUUAAUAUGCGCCCAUCUUCGUGUGACACCUUUGUGGCGCUGCCCCCCUCCACUGAGGGACAGCGCAUCAUUUUUGGGAAAAACUCUGACAGGCCUUGUGAUGAAGUCCAGGAGGUUGUGUAUUUUCCUGCCAGAGACUAUGGUGCAGGGGAGAAGGUUGAGUGCACAUAUAUAGAGAUUGAGCAGGUCGCCCACACUCAUGCAGUAGUAUUGAGCAAACCAGCGUGGCUGUGGGGGGCAGAGAUGGGCGCAAAUGAGCAUCAAGUGUGCAUCGGAAAUGAAGCAGUGUGGGGCAGAGAGAGCGCUGAUGGUGAGGAGGCUCUCCUCGGCAUGGAUCUUGUAAGGCUUGGACUAGAGAGAGCUGAUACGGCUGAGAAAGCUGUGACUGUUAUCACCGAGUUGCUGGAGAAGUACGGUCAAGGAGGAUCAUGCAUGGAAGAUGAGUGUGGCUUCACCUACCACAACAGCUUCCUCAUCUCAGACAGGAAGGAGGCAUGGCUUCUGGAAACAUCAGGAAAGUACUGGGCAGCAGAAAGAGUGGAAGAUGGAUAUCGCAACAUUUCAAACCAGUACGGCAUCACAACUAAGAUUGACAAGGAGCAUCCAGAAAUGAGGGCAUACGCCCAAAGUAAGGGCUGGUGGGAUGGAAAGAGCCAGUUCAACUUUGCCACCGUCUACUCCUUUACGACUACAGCCAGAAUAGAAGCCUCUGGGAGCCGAUACUGUGAGGGGAAGAAGUUGCUGGAAAAGAGUAAUGGUCAUAUCACUGCGGAGACAAUGAUGGAUAUCCUGAGGGAUAAAGAUAGUGGCAUCAACAUGGAGGGCAUGUUCAUGACCACAGGAAGUAUGGUCUCUGUGAUACCCACAGAUCCCGAUCUGCCAGGGGUUCACUAUUUUACAGCAACACCAGACCCUGAAAGGUCUGUAUUCAAGCCGUUCAUCUUCGUGAAAAACCUUCAUCUGUUAAAGGAGACGUCUUCCCCCAGUUACGGUUCAGACGACCCUGUAAAGAAGAAGCCCCGCUUCCAAAGCAAACCGGACCGCAAACAUGAGCUGUUUGUCAAACACGAGCUGGUGGCUGCUAUCAUCGAAUCCUAUAAGGACAGAGGAAGGAAGAUCACAGAAGGUAUGAGGCAGCUGGAGAAGGAGACGAUGAAAGCGAUGGAGAACCAUCUUUUAUAUGGUGUUAGCUCCUCUGAGGAGGAUUUUCUGGUGAACCUGUUUACAAGUUCUGUUCAGAAGGAGCUGUCUGUUUACAGCAAAAACUGAAGUGCACACAACUUGAUGGAACCACAAAACAGUUCCACAGUUUAACACUAGCAGAGUAUGUUCUGUUUUUUACCUUUUAAUCAGGUAUCAGUAUAAUGCUUGUAUAAUAAACUUGUAAAACAACAGAAAACUAUUCAAAGCAUACAGUAAAAUUCUUAAGUGCCAUGAUGGGAAAGUUUUCACUCUUGUUGACCAUUGGCAAUAAAUCUAUUGCAUAGUCCAUGAAUUAAUGUUUUACUAGUAAACUUUUAUUUUAAAACACAUGUAUUUAUAUAUGCAGUGAAAAUGUGAUGAUGAAAUUACUAAUUUCAUGCAAAUGAUCAACACUCGACUUAAUAAAACAAAC
Archocentrus centrarchus (flier cichlid) is the source of this 1720-nucleotide messenger RNA. It is a transcript of the gene scrn3, whose product is annotated as secernin 3. The transcript has 8 exons. Gene Ontology annotation, molecular function: cysteine-type exopeptidase activity; dipeptidase activity. The record is from RefSeq and is a predicted model, not a curated record. Gene Ontology annotation, biological process: proteolysis. The coding region runs from base 112 to 1374 and encodes 420 amino acids. NCBI's taxonomy places the organism in Eukaryota, Metazoa, Chordata, Actinopteri, Cichliformes, Cichlidae.